GAGUGGGCCGCAGUGCGCGCUGGGGCCUGUAGUGCUGUGGCGCCGGGCUCGGUUGCCGGGAGGCGGUGUCGCUCCGGGCGGCCGGGCAGGGCUGGGCCUCCGGGCCCCGAGCAGCUUAGUUAAAAUGAAGAUGGAGGAUUAUGAAAUAUUCUGUAAGAAGCAUCUUGCCAGAAUCCAAGAAGAGGCACUAAAAAGAGAAACCUCUUUCGCUAUUCAGCAGAAAAAUAUCUCCCUCAUUCAAUUCCAUGGAGUUCCUGUGCUUUCUCCUCUCCUUAGCCUUGAAAAGAAAAAGGAAAUACAGCAAUAUAAACAGAAAGCACUGGACCUAGAGACCUGGAGACAGAACUCCCGGAAAAGAGCUUUACUGAAUCGUGUUCAGGAGAUUCUAGAUAAUGUUCAGAUCAGGAGACGACCUAGUGUGAGUGAUGUGAACACACAGGAGGCUGAGAAUACUUGUCCUGAUUCAGAUGCAAAAGCUUCAGCUGACUUCACAGCUCUAUCAGAUGGCACUUCGGCAUGUUCUUCUGAAAGGCAUAGUUCUACAGUGCUUGAAAAGACACCAGAUCUUAAGGCAUCAGAUGCUGUCGGGGAGGUGACACCAAAUGUGACAGAAGUAGUUAAAGCAGCAGAAGAAAAUGUUAUUUCAAAGCAAAGUGAGAGUCACAUCUCAAAAGGUGUGCCUUGUCCAAGGGCUGCGUCUCCUGACAAUGUGCAUAAUAAGCCUGCUUCAUUUGCUUUGCAAAAGCAGGAGGCACUAGGAGCGUCGCCGUCAGAUGAGGAAGUCCAAGAUCCAUAUGUAAUGAGUCUUCAGAACCUGAUGAAGAAAUCUAGGGAGUCCAUAGAGAAAGAGCAAACUAAGCGUAGCUCAAAAACUAAUUCAAAGAGGAGUAUGAAUGAAAGUCAUUCAGAUAAAGAAAAUGAUGGUGUUAAAACAGCUGAUUCUGUGAAAGAAAGAGCAAAGCUUGCAGGCAGAAGUUGCACUGCUCUGACACUUGAUAAGCCUAGUCUUAAUAAAUCAAAUACUCUUCUCCAGGGUGCCUCUACUCAUGCAAAUAACACAAGUAUGUCCACUUUAUCCAGUUUUUCUAAAGUGGACAUACCGAUGAGAGUUGGAACACCCCCACUGGUGGAUUCAGAUUCAGAUGAAGAAUUUAAAAAGACUUCUAUGUUUGAUCGUGACAGUAGCAUUGUCAGGAGCCUCACAGGCUCUUACGCCAGAUUGCCAAGCCCAGAGCCAAGCAUGAGCCCUAAAAUGCACCGGAGGCGCCCAAGACCUUUAUCAAUGGGACACAUAGUUAUAAAUAACCCAGUGAACGCCUAUGAGUUGAGUCCUAAGGGCAAGGGUAGAGCGAUGGAUUUAAUCAUGCAAGAUAUUGCAGACAAAAACAAUGUGUCCGAAUCAGUGCCAAAGUUCAUGGUGGACUUCACUAUGGCUUGCCCUGGCAGAGUUCCUGGUGUCAACAGGAAUUCUUCAGGCCCUUAUGAUGGGUUGGGAGUUGGCAGGCCAAAUCGCUAUUCCUUUGGACACUUCGAAAGCAAAGGAACAUUGUUGACUACAGUGGAAGGACAGCUAGUGAUGGACAGCAGAGGCCCCUAUAAAGUAGAGACCAGCACUAAUGUUGCUGCAAAACUGAAUGAGCCAUUUGUCAGCAGUCAGUCUACAGUCACACAGAAGCUCCUGACUGCAAACGAAACCAACCCAUCUAGUCUGCUAGAAAAUACUAAAUGUAAUUCUCCAGUAGAACUCAAUAAGUCCUAUGAUGUAGAAGACCCAUCUCCACUACUAACGCAGAGCAAGAAUAUGCAACAGCAGAUGGACACUCCAAGUGUUUCCUCAGCACAUGAGCAGUUUCUAGAAAAUAGUUUUGAAAAGGUAAAACGUAGACUUGAUCUGGACACUGACAACUGCCAAAAAGAAAACAGUCCCUGUGUUCUUACAGUUGGAAUGGAAGAACAAGAGAAGCAGUGGUUGCAGGAACAGAAGUAUCCCCUGGGAUCAGUUUACAUUACCAAGACUGCAGCCACUGACAAUAUGGCAAAAGAGGAGAUUUUAAAAACUAAAAUGUUGGCCUUUGAAGAAAUGAGGAAGAGACUUGAGGAACAGCAUGCACAACAGCUGUCGAUUCUGAUAGCUGAGCAAGAGAGAGAACAGGAGAAAUUGCAGAAGGAACUGGAAGAACAGGAGAGAAAGUUGCAAGGGAAGAAGGUUGCUACAACAGAAAUGGAAAUUUCCAAAGUGAACAUUAACAGUAGGAUGGAGUUGGAGUGGAGGAAAAAAAGUGAAAGCAGCUUGCUGGAAAGUGUGCAGUCUCAGCUGGAGACGGUCCAUAAUGCAAACUCUACCAGCAUUGGUUUUGCUCAUACUACAACACCUAGCACCUUCGCUACAACAAGUGAAACAUCAUUCUUUCUCUGGGGACCAUCAGGCACUGGAGUUAUAAAAACCUCCGUAUCUAGGCCAAGUAACAGGAUCAAAACUAGGUGGACUCAGGUUUUCAGUCCCGAGAUACAAAAGAAGUUCGAUAAGAUCACUGCUGUGGCAAAGGGGUUUCUCACUCGUAGACUCCUGCAGACAGAAAAGCUGAAACAUCUGAAGCAAACUGUGAAAGAUACAAUGGAGUUCAUAAAAAAUUUUCAGUCUGAAGCCCCAUUAAAAAGAGGAAGUGUUUCUGCACAAGAUGCAUCCCUUCAUGAAAGAGUCAUGGCUCAGCUGCGAGCUGCUCUGUAUGACAUCUAUGACAUCUUUUUUACAAUGGAGGCAUCUGAAAGAAUGAAUAUUCUGCGUCAUGAUCGUGAAGUUCGUAAAGAGAAGAUGCUCAGGCAAAUGGAUAAAAUAAAGAGCCCAAGAGAGCGAGUGACACUUUCAACAGCUACACAGAAAUCUCUGGACAGGAAGAAGUACAUGAAGGCUUCAGAAAUGGGAAUGCCGAGUAAAAAAAUAAUCAUAAAACAAAAAACUCCUGAAAGCCGCGUACUUCAACCCAACCAAGGACAGAAUGCCCCAGUUCACAGGCUUCUUUGCAGACAAGGAACCCCUAAGACCUCAGUGAAGGGGGUUGAGCAAAAUAGAAAGAAGGCCUCAGAGAGCAGAAUGUCUAACAAGGCUGUUUCAGGAGCAUAUGCAGGAAGAACCCAAAGAAAGAAGCCAAAUGUUGUGACAAUUUAAGAAGACAGCACUCACUGGGAUAAAAUGGCUGUUCUUUAAUGAUGGCAUUCUCAGCACUGAUUGACAUAAUGCAUCUCCUAUGCAUAUAUGUAUAUUUAGAAAUUAUAAACAUAUUUUGUCAUUUCCAGAUGAUGACACAUUAAUACAAUCAUAUUGAAGUAAUAAAGGGCUGUGAAGCUUGAAUACCUGUGGAAAAAGUGCAUGCUAAAACUUAUAUAUUCAUACUGCUACAUGCACAUAAGAUUAUUAAUCUUGUUUGUUUAAAGACCACCACAGGGCAACAUUAAUUUGUGACUUUUUCCCACUCUUAAUUCUUGUGUCUGACACACACUUUUUGCAUUACUUCAAAUCACAAUUUCUGUGUGUGACUGAGAUUACCUCAAUUUAAAUACUAAUGGCCUACAUGUUUUGCAUUUCUGCUGAGUUGGACAGACAUGGAUACAGAUUCACUGCUCACCAGACAGAAGUACUUUCAAAGACUAUACUGAAACAGUGCUUUUAUACAUGAGGUAGAUCAAACUGAUGUGCUGAAAGAGUCCUAGGAUUUUUUUUCCUUGCUGUCUACAGCAUUUUCUUAUGGAACAACUUUUGGCCAAGAUGAAGUGAGAAGUGUACGUGCUACAAAAAUUUCAGAAGGCAAGAUUUUAAUUGUUUUACCAUUUCAGACUUACAAGUGAUUGUUCAUAAUAAUAAUUCAGGUAUCUUUUGUUUCAUUGAUGACAGUCAUGAUUUUUCUGAGCAGUUGCUCUUCUACAGUGACCUGACAGGCCCUUGUACCGAAAUAAUGGUUCCAAGGAGGAAAAAUACCCCUAUUAAAUCCCAGCAAACA
This is a messenger RNA of Pezoporus flaviventris, 3995 nucleotides long. It is a transcript of the gene CCP110, whose product is annotated as centriolar coiled-coil protein 110. The record is from RefSeq and is a predicted model, not a curated record. Lineage: Eukaryota; Metazoa; Chordata; Aves; Psittaciformes; Psittacidae. The coding region runs from base 125 to 3166 and encodes 1013 amino acids. Gene Ontology annotation, biological process: regulation of cytokinesis; centrosome duplication; centriole replication. Gene Ontology annotation, cellular component: centriole. The transcript has 15 exons.